Molecule: messenger RNA, 6893 nt
Organism: Columba livia (rock pigeon)
Lineage: Eukaryota; Metazoa; Chordata; Aves; Columbiformes; Columbidae
Product: unconventional myosin-XVB
Exons: 48
Coding region: 22-5742 (1906 amino acids)
Cellular component (GO): cytoskeleton; myosin complex
Molecular function (GO): protein binding; ATP binding; cytoskeletal motor activity
Source: RefSeq, a predicted model, not a curated record
GACAUUUCUUUGUUUUUGCAGAUGGUGUCUCACAUUUUCCAGAAGGCUAAAGCUGCCUAUGGUCAGCAAAGGGAGCUGAGGGCCAGAGGCAAAGGUGUCAAGUCUCAAACCUCCACACUGGUGUCCAAAUUCCAGCAGUCAUUGCAGGACCUUACCACCAAGCUGAGAAGGAGCCAUGCCUUCUUCAUUCGCUGCAUCACCCCUAAUGCCAAAAAGCUGUCAAAUAUCUUUGAUGUGGAUUAUGUCACUUGUCAGCUGCGGCAUUCUGGGAUACUGGAGGCCAUCCACAUUAGAAAGGAGGGAUACCCAGUCCGCCUUCCAUUCCAGAACUUCCUAGCCAGGUAUGGCCUCCUGGUUGGGCGAGGGCACAACUGCUUGGAGGAAAGAGAAGGCUGCGCAGCAGUGCUGUCUCGUGUGGUCGGGAACCCCUCAGAUCUCUAUCAGAUUGGAGUAACAAAGGUCUUUCUGAAGGAGAAGGCCAGGCAGCUUCUGGAGAGACGAUGGAACCAGAGGCAGAGUUGGGCCAUUGUAACUCUGCAAAGGAACUUCCGAUGCCUCCUUCGCCGCAGACGCCUCCGUGUCCUCCAGGAGAAAGUCAUAAUCAUUCAGUCUCACUUCCGAGGUUACCAGGCAAGGAAGCGUUACAGGAGGCUGAAGAAGACUUUGGUGCAAUUUAACACCAUGAUUUUGAUCUCUAGAUCUUUGAUUCAAAGGCGAAAGCACUGCCAGAAGGAAUUAGAGGAAAGGAAACAAAGAAGAAGUUCUCUGGCCAGUGGUGGCACAGAGAACAGUCCCAGCCAAGGAAUGGAUGUGGGGCUGCUGGAGAUCCCUGCAGAGCUCGCUGCCCUCCUGCACUUCGCUGAAGGUCAGCACCGAGCACAGGCCCACCAGAUAACUGAGGCGUUGCCUCCAGAAGUCAAGGUCAAAGAUGACCUUUCCCUCCCGCCCACCAUCAACAGCUAUCCUUUCUCCUCCUUCAUUAAAUCACACUUCCAGAGGACAGAUUUCCCUGCCCCUGGUCAGCCUCUGCAGCACUCCUUAACCCAUCUGGAUGCUGAAGACCAGGAGAGUGCGCUUGAGAUCAACAAACUGAUCUUACGGUUCAUUGGUGACAAGAAUCUCCGUGGCUGGCAGGAGAUACUUCUGGGCAAUUACAUUGCUGGGAGAGGUUUGAAUAAUGUUGCUCUGCGCAAUGAAAUCUUCAGUCAGGUGGUUGCCCAGACCUGGAAGAACCCAGACAUGGAGCACAGCCAGCGAGCUUGGGUCCUGAUGGCAACUUUGCUGAGCUGCUUUGCCCCUUCACCAGCACUGGAGAAGCCAUUGCUGAAAUUCGUGUCAGAUCAUGGCCUGGAGGGCUACAAUGCUGUUUGCCAGCGCAAGAUCUUGACAGCAGCACAGCACACAGAAGUAGAUGCUACGUUGUCUCGGGUCUACCCUCCAACUCAGCUGGAGUGGACUGCAAACCAGAGGAGAGGGAGGAUGGUGCUGGACGUUCAUACCUUUAACGAGGAGAAGUUCUCAGCUGAGGUGGAGUCCUGGAUGACCGGGGAGCAGUACGCAGGCUGGAUCCUGAGUGCAAGUGGCUGUGAUAAGAAGUCUCGAGGAUGGUCUAUCUCCAUGUUUACUGGCAACACAUGGCAAGACCUGCUGGGCUGUGACUUUGUGCUGGACCUCAUUGGAGAGAUGGAGGAGUUCAGCAACCUCAGCAGCCCCUCCUCAGCUGAGUACCCUAUCACUCCUGUAACGGACAGAAGCUUCCUCCAGGGCUCCGACCUGGAUUCGAUCCCUCCUGCUCCAGGCAUCCGGGCCCCUACCUUCCCACCGCCGAGCCUGCCUCCAGAAUUUGGCAAUCACUAUCCAGAUCCAAGAUUCAGAGAUGACUCGAGGACUCCUGUAGGCUUGGAUCACUAUGUGGAUGAUCUUUUCAGCCCUGUGCUGCAUCAAAGCUCAAGAGCAUCAGAUAUGGAGAGCAGGGAGAGUCUGACUGGACGCAUGAAAGGAGGUGGGAAGAUUGGACCCACACAGAGAGGAAUCUUUCCUUCCACAGGCUUCUCUGGAAUGACUCAAGUGCCAGUUUACCAGCCCAUGCCUUCCAUGAUGGGGAUGCCUAUGAUGCCAGCAGCUGGCGGGGUUGCACCUAUGCCAGCCAUGGUCAUGCCGCAGCCUGUGGUUCCAGCUGUAGAUGCCAGUCAGUUAGCAGCACAACAGCAAGCCUUUAUCAACCAGCAAGCCAUGCUCAUGGCACAGCAGAUGACUCUUCAAGCCAUGAGCAUUUCCCAGCAACAGCAGCAGCAACAGCAGCAGCAACAACAGCGGUGGCAACCACCUCUCACGAGCUCAAAGCCAAGAGUCUCAAGUCCACCACGAGCCCAAGCCCCAGCUCCAGCCUCAGCCCCGGUCCCAGCCACUUUCCCAAAACCCAAGAAGCCUCCCAGCAGCCAGAAUGCUGCACCACCACCACCAAAGGCUCCAGAACCACCCGCCAAGGCAGAAGAAUCGGUUUAUGACUACACGGAAGAUGAGUACGAGUACUCCAACAGUGAAGAUGAUGACUAUCCUCGGGAAACUUUCCAGCAGAAGAGAGAAUAUUUUCAAAAGAUGGGAGAGCAAGAGAUCCGAGUAAAGAAAGUCAGGCCUCCUUCCAAGACCUGGACGCCUCCAGCAAAUCCUGAGCCAAAGCAGGAGGAGAAGAAGGAAGAGGAGCAGGAGAAGAAGGAAGAGGAGCAGGAGAAGAGGGAAGAAGAGAAGCCCAGCCCUAAAGCAGAAGCAGCUCCUGCUGCCCCUUUGCCACCUCCUGCGCCAAACACAAAAAAGCAGAGGCCAAAAGCGAAGAAGGAGCCACCUGUAGUGAAGCCUUCAGGCCCUGAGUCGCGACCUGCACCCAGCCGGGAGAUCCGGAACAUCAUCAAAAUGUACCAGAGCAGGCCAGCCCCUGAGCCCCAGCCUAUCGAGCCCAUCAGGAGAGUGCCCAAGCCAUUUAUAAAGAAGAAUGACCCCAAAAAUGAGGCUCUGGCCAAGCUGGGAAUGAUGAACCUCCCAUCUCCCAAAUCACCAUCCCCGAUGCCACAAGAGAAGAAAACACCUCCACCUCUCAAGCCCAAGCCGGGCACAUCUUCCAGCUCUAUCAAGGAGAAGCAGUUGCCUCUCCUGUCAGUCUUCAGCGGGGAGAGUACCCCACCAGGUGCCCAGGCCCCUCCUUCUCCCCCUCCUGCCCCACCACUGCCUUCGCCUCCCCCGCCUGGGAACCAAGGCUCUCAGGACUCCACAGGGAAGGACUCUACUGUAACAGUAGCAGAUGAUGAUGGUAUCAAGACCCAGUUGUACAAGCUUGCUACCAGUGUCAGCUUUUCCUAUGACAACCCUGCCUGGAAAAUCUUUCUGCGUAAAGAGGUGUUUUACCCUAAAGAAAAUUUCAGUCACCCUUACUGUCUGAACUUGCUGUGCCAACAGAUCCUGCGUGACACCUUCUCCGAUUCCUGUCUUCGGAUCUCCAGGGAGGAGAAGCGCAAGAUGAAAGACCUGCUGAUGGAGUUCCGAGUUGGCAAUGAUGUCCAGUCCAUUCAGGAGGAUGGGAUAAAGAAGAGGAUUGUAUUGGCUGCUCGGGAUAACUGGGCUAACUAUUUCUCCCGCCUUUUCCCAGUUCACGGUGAAAAUGGAAGUGAUGUCCAGAUCCUGGGUGUUUCUCACCGGGGCAUGCGGCUGCUGAAGGUCGUGAAAGCAGCUGGCUAUAAUCCUGAGCACCUGAAGAUUCUUCACAGCUACAGCUUUGCAGAUGUGCUGUCAGUGGAACUGAAGGGCAGCAAUGGCCUGGAGUUCUCUCUGAAGACAGAGCAGCUCUUCCUGCACUCUCCGAAGGCUCCGUGCAUCAAGGCCAUGGUGGAACUCUUCAUCCAGGAGCUGAGGCAGGACACCAACUACGUUGUUGCUCUGCGCAGCUACAUCACGGAUGACAAGAGCCUUCUUAGCUUCAAGAAGGGUGAUCUCAUUGAGUUACUGCCUAUGCAAGGCGUGGAGCCAGGCUGGCAGUUCGGCUCCACUGGUGGCCGCUGUGGUAUCUUCCCCACCAGCCUGGUGCAACUGGCUGCAGCCCCUGAUUACCUCAGCACCAGCAUGGACAGAUGUGGAGAGCUGCGGAAGGGCGUGAAAGCUUCCUCAGAGAGCAGGGACAACAGCAAAGAGAGUUCUGUUCCCAGCCUGACAUCAGAACCCAGCAGCACCAUGUUAGUCCCUGCCGGUGAUCACUACACCAUGAUGGACUUUGCCGCAGCCUACUUCCGAGAGGCUCGCUCCCUGCAGGGACUGAAGGGAACACCUGCUGAGAAGAAAAGUGCAGCUGAGCUGGUCCAACACACCAAGGUCCCACUCCAGGAGUCUUUGCUCCGGUACUCUGACAGUGAGCUGAAUGAGCUUGCUACGAAGAACUUCAAGACUCUGAUGCGGUUCAUGGGAGAUCAACCAAAGCUCAAGAACCAGAAUGAUGUUGAAUGCAUCUAUGAAAUCCUUCAGCUUUGCAAGGAGAAGGAGAGUCUGCAUGAUGAAGUGUACUGCCAGGUCAUCAAACAGGUCACCCACAACCCUAACCAGGAGAGCGUGCUGCGCGGCUGGUUGCUCCUAAACCUGCUAACUGGAUACUUCCUCCCCUCCAACAUCCUAAUGCCCUAUGCCACCAAGUUUCUGCAGCUAGCCAGCAGUGAUCCAUCCAGCACCCACCAUGAUAUUGCCAAGAUCUGCCAGAGCAACCUGCGGAAAAAUUUCAUGUACGGAGGCCGUCGCCACCUUCCCUUCCCUGUGGAGAUAGAGGCACUGCUGAAGGGGCGUGGUGCCCGCCGGCUAGUCAUACUGAUGCCCGGAGACGUGGAAUACCUCUCCAGAAUCAAGACAUUCACUGUGGCCAAGGAGCUCUUGCAGGAGAUCUGUGAACAGAUGGGAGCAGGUGAACAGGAAGAGAUACAGGAAUUUGUUCUUCUUGCCAUCAGGAGUGAGAGCAAUAAUCUUGAUAAAAUGGAGAGGCCAAUACGAUCGGUGGAGUAUAUUCACGAUUACCUGCUGGAGGACAAGUUGGUCACUGUGACUUUACGCAGGCUCAUCUGGAGGAUACCUCUGCACUUUGAGAACAAAUUUUAUACUGAUGUCCAUUAUGGACAGAUUCUGUGGGAUUACCUGAAUGGGAAGAUACUAUUGAUCCGUAGUAAAGAAAUGGAGAUGCAGGUGUGCACUUUGGCAUUGCUCCAGCACUGGGCCAAAUCAGAGCAGCAGAACUCUGCUCCCUCCAGGGAGGAGCUGAAGGAGUACACACCAAAGCCCCUGCAGUCCUUCAUCAGUCCCCAGGCUGUGCAGAGCCAGGUCAGCGUGCUGCUGAGAACCAGGCAGCGCCUCCAGCCAGUGGAUGCAAAAAUCCAGUUCAUAGAGCAUGCGAUGAAAUUGCCUUUCUUUGGCUACACCACCUACUUAGUAGAGAGAAUCAGUGACAACACAAUCUCUGUACCCUGCUUCUUUGGCGUGAAUAAAGACGAUAUCAUCGUGGUGGAUGGCACCACCCAGGCAAUCUCUUGUGUCAUUCCACUGAAUGAGCUGCAGAGGAUGCGAACCCUGCGACCAAGCUCUGACGGUGGGCUGCCCGGCAUAGAACUGAACUACGGCUCGGCUGCCAGCCCCAAGACUAUGUGGCUUGAACUGUCACAGGCUAAAGAAAUGUACCACAUGAUUGUUGUCAUCCUGGAUAAGACAGAGUUGCAUCACUAGAGCCUAAGAGGAAGAGAAAGCCCAAGCAAAUCAGCACUGUUUUCCCUUUGAGCUUGUUCAAUGCUCCCAGCCCUGUCUUCUGAGAAGGACUCUUCCAAAAGACAUCCACGACCUCAGACAGCUGCUUUCUAGGACUGCCACCACAGUGGUUUUUGACAGACUGGACCUUAACCUCACCCCCUGUGACCUGCCAUUCCGUCCCCAAGCACUCUUCCUUGAAGCGACACAUGCACUGGCUAAACAAACCACGACCCCCUUGCCACACCGUUGCUUUUCCACAGCCUGUUCCAACACAGCAGCUGAACCGAUGCAAGAAAUUGCCUCCAAGCUAUGCAGUGUAGGACUGUUCUCUUCUAUUUUGAAUUAAUUAACACGAACAAAAACUGAUGCUGGCUAGAGAUUUGCGUAUCACAACGCAAAGCUGAGGCUAUGAAAUGACUGCACUGGCUGCUGGUGUUUCCCACAGGCCAGCUGUUUGUACUGAUAUGCAAGAGGCCCUGUGGCAGGAUUUGUGAAGCAGGAGCUUGUAGAAAGCAUCUUAAUUGCAAAGCAGAUCAGUGUUAAUAUAAAAUUAACAUAUAUGCUGGGGCACAGAUUGAGCUGCAAUGGUAAGAAAGUUUAUUGUAAUUAAUUGCUUACUGACAUAAUUAUAUGCAUAUGUUUCCCUCUACUAUAAAGAAGUCAGUCAUGCCUGUGCAGCUGUCACACUCAAUGGUGGCUCCAUGCCCGUUGGAGAAAGCGUAUUCAAAUGGAGCUUGUAUCACAGUAGAGCAUCCUGGGUUGUACAAAACUGCUUAACUUAUUUUUAUUGAUACAGCUGUCCUACUGAACUGAAAAGUAACUUCACUUUAGGAGAUUGCAAUAAAAUAAUCACAUAGAGAUAUUUUGAAGCUGACUGACCUGCAGGUAACUGGCAAAGCUUGAGGAAAAGGUUGUCACUGUUGGCUGGGAACAGGACAGACCCGAGGCUGCUCAACGCAAGUGUGGCGCACAGCCACCUUCUUGCUGGUGAGCUGAUGCCAACAGUAGCUACAGCAUCUUCCCUUCAAGUGCUGCUCGCUACGGCCUGUGAGGUCUUACCUGAAGUAUGUUCCAUCUUCCCCUUCAGCUGUGCUACUGCAAGGCUGGGUAAAGAACUGCAGCAAUGUGAA